AUGGGCAGCUUGAGAGUUCCUUUGAUUCGCAUGCGAGUGCCAAACCUAUUUCUUCGAGCCUCGUCAAGGCCGAUCAGUACACGCAAUGUAGGCUACGUCAACAGUCGACUAUCAAGUCAUCCUCUGGGAUAUACAAAGCGGUCAUACUCAUCUCAGCCAAAUGAAAACAACCACAAGGUUUCAUUUCAGCCUGGAAACCGACUUGCCGGUCGAAGAUGCAUAAUCACCGGCGGGACAUCCGGCAUCGGCUUCGCCAUUGCCGAACGAUUUCUACAAGAAGGCGCAUCCACCAUAGUCCUCGUCGGCCGAUCUCAAAAACGCUUAGAGGAAGCAGCCGCAAAGCUUGGCUCUCUUGUGGGUAUACCACCAGAAAUUGGUGAAACCAACGAUGUCGUAACUCGCGCCCCGGAAGAAGACAACCAACGAAGUACGCAAGGAAAGAUCCGUCUACUUGUCGGAGAUGUCUCAGAUGCCGGAUCAUGGAUGCGGGAACUGGAAAAGGAGAUGGCAAAUGUAGACAUCCUAGUCAACGCAGCAGGAAUUUCGAUAUCAAACAUCCUGCCAAGAUCCGAGCUGGAAGAUAUCUCGACAAUCCUCCGUACUAAUCUGGAAGGCGCAAUACUUACAUCGCGCGCGUUAAUGCGUGCUUCCAUCCGAAGUCGUGUACGGAAUCGGAGUGAUCCAACUGCGAGGACCAAACCCCCAUCGAAAUGCAUUAUUAACAUAUCCUCUCUACUCGCGCUCAAGGGCGGAACUGGCGCGGUUCCAUACGCUGCUUCCAAGGCUGGCCUUCUUGGUCUAACGCGGUCAUUAGCCGUGGAGGCGUCGGCUUCAAUGAAAGAUAUUAUCAUUCGUUCGAAUGCUAUCGUGCCGGGGUAUAUUGAAACACCCAUGGUUGCAGACUUCACCCCGGGCGAAACGAGCCGGCUGAAGGAUGUCAUUCCUCUUCAUCGAUUUGGAGAUCCACGCGAGAUUGCUGAUGCAGCUGUAUUCUUGGCGCAGAAUGAGUAUGCCAACAAUUGUGUGCUCAAUCUCGAUGGUGGAUUAAGUGCAGUUUAG
This is a messenger RNA of Penicillium roqueforti, 1059 nucleotides long. Its product is annotated as SDR family NAD(P)-dependent oxidoreductase. Lineage: Eukaryota; Fungi; Ascomycota; Eurotiomycetes; Eurotiales; Aspergillaceae. Gene Ontology annotation, molecular function: oxidoreductase activity, acting on the CH-OH group of donors, NAD or NADP as acceptor. The transcript is spliced from 3 exons. Bases 1 to 1059 code for a protein of 352 amino acids. The record is from RefSeq and is a predicted model, not a curated record.